Adineta steineri is the source of this 984-nucleotide messenger RNA. Lineage: Eukaryota; Metazoa; Rotifera; Eurotatoria; Adinetida; Adinetidae. The record is from the annotation of a GenBank genome assembly.
AUGGCAGUGACGAUUCUACCACUUAUUCAGCGAGAUAUGACACGAUAUGGCAUGAGUACGUAUCUUGCAGCAGGUAUUCUAGGUAAUAUUUUUAACUGCAUAAUGUUUACCCGGCAUUCAUACCGUCGUACGCCUAGUUCUAUUUAUCUUCUUUUUCUAUCGAUUUGUGGUUUUAUUUAUUUACCAUGGUCAACUGUUCCAAUCAUUUAUGCACUUGACCACAUUGAUCCUCAGACACAGUCGAUAGUCAUUUGCAAAACACGACUUUACAUUACUCAUACGCUCGGACUAUUUAUUCGUUAUUGUCUCGUAUUUGCUAGUGCUGAUCGAUUUUUUGUUACACGACCCAAUGUUCGUAUUCGAUCAUUAAGUUCGGUGCCAUUAGCAAUAAAACUUAUUGUGAUUAUGUGCAUAAUAUGCUCACUAAUAGCCAUACAUCUACCUAUUUUAAUGAAUAUAAGAGAUGGUGUCUGCGGUAUGUUUGGUAUAUACACGUUCAUUUAUGCAAUUUAUCAAACCUUUGUAAUUGGCAUUAUACCACCAGUUUUAAUGAGCACCUUUAGUUUUCUUACCAUUCGUAGUCUUCAAGAACGACAUCACGAUGCUCAAGUACGUACAAGACAACGAGAUCGAUACCUGACACGUAUGGUAACUGCUGAAGUUAUCGCAAGCAUUUUUAUAUCAAUUCCUUAUUCAGCAAAUCUUAUUUACACUGCAUUUACAUAUAAUAUUGUGAAUAAAAGUCCUCAACGAGUUGAAAUUGAAUCAUUCGUUUCUUUCUUCGGUAUAUUUCUCCUUUAUCUCAUAAGUGUUGUUCCUUUUUAUUUGUAUAUCUCAACAUCGAAAACAUUUCGAAAGGAAUUCAUCAAUUUAUUCGUUAAUUUUUGGUAUAAGUACAUCAUACGAAGAGUGCAAAUUGUUCCACAUAAUGACCUGAUUACUAUAGCACCAAAUAAUGGACAAACGAUUCGUGUCAGACAAUAA